AUGACACAGGCCUUCGCUAAGACCCGUCUCACAGCAGAACCCAUCCUCAUCAAGCUGGAGACUAAGAUCUUUUAUGUUCUGGUCUCUUACCAUGUCCCCUUGAAUGAUUUCGUCCGGUUUCUGGAUUCUUCCUCGUUUAUCUGGGAUAUACUAGAUGAUCUACAGCAAGCUUCACGUCGGUAUAGCUGA
This is a messenger RNA of Penicillium malachiteum, 189 nucleotides long. RefSeq lists its product as uncharacterized. Bases 1 to 189 code for a protein of 62 amino acids. The transcript is spliced from 2 exons. NCBI's taxonomy places the organism in Eukaryota, Fungi, Ascomycota, Eurotiomycetes, Eurotiales, Aspergillaceae. The record is from RefSeq and is a predicted model, not a curated record.